AUGGCUGUUGGUAAGAAUAAGAGAUUGUCUAAGGGCAAGAAAGGAUUGAAGAAGAAGGUCGUCGACCCUUUCACCAGAAAGGAAUGGUUUGACAUCAAAGCUCCAUCUACUUUCGAACACAGAGCUGUUGGUAAGACUUUGAUUAACAAGUCUACAGGUUUAAAAAAUGCCGCUGAUGGAUUGAAAGGACGUGUUGUUGAAGUUUCCUUAGCUGAUUUACAAGGAUCUGAAAACCAUGCCUACAGAAAAAUCAAGUUGAGAGUUGACGAAGUACAAGGAAAGAACUUGUUGACCAACUUCCACGGUUUAGACUUCACAUCUGAUAAAUUGAGAUCUUUGGUUAGAAAAUGGCAAUCUUUGGUCGAAGCAAAUGUCACUGUCAAAACUUCAGAUGAUUACGUUUUGAGAAUCUUUGCUAUUGCCUUCACGAAGAGACAACCAAACCAAAUCAGAAAAACUACUUACGCUCAAACUUCAAAGUUGAGAGAAAUUAGAAAAAAGAUGAUUGAAAUUAUGCAAAGAGAAGUUUCCAAUGUUACCUUAGCUCAGUUGACUUCCAAGUUGAUUCCUGAGGUUAUUGGCCGUGAGAUUGAAAAAUCCACUCAAACCAUCUUCCCCUUGCAAAAUGUUCACAUCAGAAAGGUUAAGUUAUUGAAACAACCAAAGUUCGAUUUGGGUGCUUUGAUGUCCUUACACGGCGAAGGUUCUUCCGAAGAAAAGGGUAAAAAGGUUUCUUCUGGGUUCAAGGAUGUUGUAUUGGAAGCUGUCUAA
Molecule: messenger RNA, 771 nt
Organism: Priceomyces carsonii
Lineage: Eukaryota; Fungi; Ascomycota; Pichiomycetes; Serinales; Debaryomycetaceae
Product: 40S ribosomal protein eS1
Exons: 1
Coding region: 1-771 (256 amino acids)
Biological process (GO): translation
Cellular component (GO): ribosome; cytosol
Molecular function (GO): structural constituent of ribosome
Source: RefSeq, a predicted model, not a curated record